AAACCGCAUUAUUCUAUAGUGAGAGGCAGGGUGUCAUUCAUUUUGGGCUCUUGAGGGGGCCAGUGUGUUUCUCCUCCGGCAGACGAAAUGACCAGCUCCUUAAUGGUUUCAGCGAGGUUUUCUUAGGGGUUCUUUCACAUAUCCACAUAUCUGUAGAUCUGUCAAAAGAGGGAAUCAUAACUUCAGGAUUUACUUGAGAAUCGUCGGUAUCUUGCGGACAUCUCCGUCAGGGAUAAAUCAAAAGGAGAUGAUGGCUUUAUCGGUCCUCUACGUGCUGUGCAUGUGGAUAAGUUUCGUCUGUCCUUCGCUGGGAACAGGUUUUGUUUAUCACUUUCCAGGCAUCACUCUGCAGCGGCAGCGCAUCAACUCGGAGCAGAGAAGCAGCACCGGACCGCCAGGUACCGGGUCCCGGACCCAACUCAGGAACUGGUGUCAGUAUACUGUUUCCAGAACAGUGUCCUGUAAGGUGCACAACGGGACAGAAACCUCCGUGCAGAGAGUGUUUCAGGGCUGCCGAUGGCCCGGACCCUGCCCCAAAGUCAUCAGCUACAGGACCCUGAUCAGGCCAUCCUUCAAGGUGACCUACAAGCUAGUGACUGCACUGGAGUGGAGAUGCUGCCCAGGGUUUGUGGGAGAAGAGUGUCGAAAAGAGUGUUUGAACUGUACCAGCUUCACUAACAUGAACAGCAGAAUUAAUGCCAUUGAAUCAAAGAUCAAGCUGUUAGAAGAGGGACGUUCAUCCCUGCCAACAGCCAGCAGUUUACCAGAGGGCUCAACAGACAACGAGGUGGACGCUCCCCAACCCACUCCUAUUGGACCGCCAUCAUACCUGCCACCAGCACCAGGAGGCCGAGGUCCUCCAGGGCCCAUUGGACCACCAGGGCUUCCAGGUUCUGCUGGACCUCCGGGUCCGGCUGGACAAGCGGGCCUCUCUGGACCUACCGGACCAAAGGGGGACAGAGGUCUAGCAGGAGUUAUAGGACUCCCUGGACCUCCUGGCCCACCAGGUCCUCCAGGGCAGAGCUCCUCUCCUGUACGAGAGCGAGGUGACGUUUUUCACGUGGACAAUCAAGAGGAGAAUCUCCCUGCUCAUCAGAUCAUAGUCGGGCCUCCAGGUCCAACUGGUCCCCUCGGCCCCUCAGGGCCUCCAGGACUGAGAGGACCUGCAGGAUUACCAGGCCUGCCCGGACGUGAUGGCAAGGAGGGCCUCCAAGGCACGCCUGGGGAUCAUGGGCCUAAAGGAGAUCCAGGAGAGAGGGGGGCUCCAGGUGUAGGAGGCGAACAGGGCCUACCUGGAGCAGUAGGGCCAAAAGGAGAGCCAGGAGAAGGCUUGAAUGAGGGCGAGGGUGUGCAGCAGCUCAGGGAGGCCCUGAAGAUCCUGGCCGAGAGGGUCCUUAUCCUGGAGCACAUGAUUGGCGUUCAUGAGAGCUCUGAAGGAUCUGGAUUUGGCAGCAUUUUGGACCCCCUGUCUUUCUCUGCCAUAAAGACCAAGCGCCUUCAGCCUGUUCAAAACCCUCUUCAGGCUCCAGUACUGGGGGAGAGACUAAGACGAGCUCCCCUUUAAGGGUUUAGUCUAAUUCUGUAUUUAUGUGUAUAAUUGUGACGGAUGUGGAAUAUUUUGCUUGACUUUACGUACACCUUUUUUAUAUCAUGUUUCUCAUAUUAUUACAAUGUAUUUGCCCAUUAUUGUCUUUAAACAGCUGUAAAAAUGAAGAGAUGUUGAGCAUUUCAUCCACAUUAAAGGCUUUAUUGAGCCUUUUUGACCCUGUUGUUGGAUGCUCUUAGUCUACAUAACCUUAUCAGCAGCCCUUGUACAAUGUUGCACCAUGAAAUAUAAUCUCAUAAAAUGUUAUGAGGGUUUUGGCAUCUUUCAUUCCUCAGAUAACAGACUGCCCAGUAAACACAUCACUUUCCUUGGCUGAUGUUGCAAAGAUCCUCAGGCUGCAAUGUGAGUUCCCAAGAGCUGGACCCAAAAUACAGUAUUUAGUGUCAAACACAUUCUUGGAUCGACCUCAGGGUUCUUCUUGUGUUAGCCUGUCAACCAUAUUUCUUCCUGUCUUCUCUUUUUGUCUCUCUCUGCUUGCUCUGCCUUGUUAAAACUGAGGUAAGACAUGACAGGCUGCCAAGGGUAUCUGCUUAAAAUAAAGUUAGGUGAAAUAGCAUCUGGAGAGCGCACAUCUGGAAAGCAAGAAGAGGAGAUACGAUGAGUUUUGGCCCCGGAUACCACACACCCUGCCUGGCUCCAGUGCACCUUUGCGCGACUGGCUGAUGGAGCACUAAACAGGAUUACAUUGACUUCUUCAUAAACUGCCUCUGAGAUUUGUCUCCAAGCUGAUAUGAUUACUGUACAAUACAUCUCUGAGAGACCGCGCCUGUUGGUCUCUGAACACAGCUUGGACUAUGCCUGGUUCAAGCUUUGUUUUCUCCAUUAAAAGGUUCAUCUGAAGAGGGAAUAGUUUUUGGAGAUGAAUUUUUUGACAUUCGUUUUCUUGCAGACAGUUGGAUGAGAAGAUUGAUACCACUCUCAUUUUUGAAUGAUAUAUGAAACUGGAGCCAGUUAAUUAGUCAGCAAAAAGACUGGAAACAGCGGGAAACAGCUAGCCUGGCUCUGACAAUAGGUAACAAAAUCAAACUAACAGCACCUCUAAAGCUCACAAAUGACCAUCUGAUAUAUUAUUUGUUCAAUCUGUAUAAAAACUGAAGCUUAUGAACGGAAAUCUGACGUCUUUUGUGGGUUGUUUGCUGGACUAUUACUUGGCUCUGGGCACUUGCCAGGCAACCGGGAGGGGAAACUGUCAACAAAUUAGAUGGAACAGUUGACAGUUGCAUCUUAAUAAAAUCAAACAUUAAAACAAGUAAACCAAUUCAGCUCAAUUAAAAGGAACUAAAAACUGCUACGAAUAUGAAACACAAUAUAAGAAGCCCUUUAAGGACAGUUAUCUGGUGUGACUUUGAGUUUAUCAGUGGUGGAAGCCCAUUUGGAAAUAUGCGUCACUCCCAAGUCAGAACAACGGGACGUUUUAUUGUAACCUCAGACAGAGCCAUGCUACAGAAGGGUAAUGCAUUCACUAGAUAAAAAUAUAUUUGCGCUGUGUUUAUUUUAAUUUUCUCUAUCUCAGAAUUAUGGGAAAAGUUUUCAUGGAAAAAAAAUUCUGCUCUGUUGUUGUGAAAUAGAAAAGUACUUUAAAAUCCAAGGAGAAGCUCUUAAUAACUUGAGAGCUUGAUUUCAUGGAAGCAAACAUGUCCCGUCUGUUUAAUUUAAUCCAGUUUUAUCUUGGUUUGGAUUUGAGAUAUUGGGAGAACUGGUGUAUUUUAGUAAUGUAGAUGAUAUUAUCAUUAGUUUGUUGCACCUCAGGACUUUACAGUUGUUUAGACAUAAAGUCAAGUCUGAUCUGCUAGACAUUGCCAACAAUUAUGGCAUGCUUCAUGGGUAUACGAUGAUGCAUCUGAAGUGCAUUCAGGCUCGCUCUGUAGUGACUCAGGCAAUUGUGCCUCAGUUGCAAUCAUGUUUAAAUUAAACAGACAUGACAAGUUUGCUUCCAUGAAAUCAAGCUCUCAAGUAAAUGAGAGCUUCUCCUGGGAUUUUGAGGUAUCAAAAUUCAGAGCAGAUUAUUUUCUCAAAUGAGAACUUUUCUCAGAAUUCUGAGACAAUAAUCCUGUUAAGAAAAACAGAGCAAUUUUUUUUCUCUCAGCUGUUUCCCCUGUUUCUAGUCAGUGUGCUAAGUUAAGCUAAUCAGCUGCUGCUUUUAUCAGACGGACAUGAGAGUGGUAUUGAUUUUCAAUCCAAGCAACACUUUUCCCUUAACCAUCAUUACCAGAAAAGAGAUGGAUCUGUCUGUAUCUGUUGUUUGUUUUUUUUAAACCAAUUAUCAUAUGUUAUAGAGUCUACCUUUUAAACACUGUUUUGUUGUGUCUCGUGCAUGUUCAAUUAUCUUUUAUACUAAACAAUGUUCAGGAGUGCUUUGUUGUUUAAUUUACGAGACAUCGUGCUCGGCAGAUAUUUUAUCUGUGAUCAUUAUUGAAGUGAGAUUAAAGUCACAACAAC
Molecule: messenger RNA, 4045 nt
Organism: Anoplopoma fimbria (sablefish)
Lineage: Eukaryota; Metazoa; Chordata; Actinopteri; Perciformes; Anoplopomatidae
Gene: col26a1
Product: collagen alpha-1(XXVI) chain
Exons: 14
Coding region: 248-1564 (438 amino acids)
Molecular function (GO): protein binding
Source: RefSeq, a predicted model, not a curated record